Saprolegnia diclina VS20 is the source of this 1629-nucleotide messenger RNA. RefSeq lists its product as hypothetical. NCBI's taxonomy places the organism in Eukaryota, Oomycota, Saprolegniomycetes, Saprolegniales, Saprolegniaceae. The coding region runs from base 1 to 1629 and encodes 542 amino acids. The record is from RefSeq and is a predicted model, not a curated record. The transcript has 11 exons.
AUGUCGUUCUCGCACUUGACGAGUUCGCGGCCGUCGAACGCAGCGUCGGAUGACGCGCCCGUGACGCCGACGUCGGCUUUUGCGCAGGCGAGCAUCGGCCCUGGUUCGUACCUACCGCUGGCCAAUUGGCCCGGGAAGCAGUCGCCCGACGUACGGCCCGUGACAUCGUUUGGCACAAGCGUCGAGCCCGAGGCGCCCCGCCACGCGCGCUUGGAUCGCGACCCGAGUGCACUCGGCGGCGACAGCUACAUUGUGCGAGAGCACCGCGAGCUCUUGUCGCGCAGCUCCGACAAAGCCGAGCGUACGAAGAAGCGACUCGAGAGCGCGGCUGCACGCGAGAGCAGAAGCCCCGGUCGCCCGUCCCUUUUGGCGAGCAUCGGGACGUGGAAGCAACCGACGACGAAGCGAAAGACCAUGUUCUUUGCGACAACGAUACCAAAGCUGGUGCUUUUUGCGGCAGCUUUUGUUGGCGCCCAAGUACUUGAUGUACCUGUAAGUAUGGACGUGGCGCAAGCGCCCAAGGCGAUGCAUCGGCGCUUGACGCUGCAGACGAACCCUCCAAGCGACCCGUUCCUCAUGGACAAUCGAUUCCUGGGUGACGUGUCGGUCGAGAGCCACCCGAUCUUUGGGUCGGCCUCUGUCGAGAUUACGUCCAGCGGACUCUUCCGCGCGGCGACUACUGUGGGCACUGGUGGUGCCCCCAUAGCAGCCACGUGGAUUCCGACGGCAACCGAUGCUUCGGCUUUUGUGGACACUGGCGAUGUCUUGUACAUCAACUCGCUCGAGCUUCGCUCUGUCGUGGCGGUCAAUCGUUCAGGCAUCCAAGUUGACCGUGGACUUCAAUUUGCUCUUUUGGGUCAAGAAAGCCUUUCCGUGAAGCGCGCUCUCUUCUCAGCGUCCGAAGGUGGUGCACCGCCGAUUGCGAGUGUCAACGCACUCGGUCUCGAAGUGCAUUCGACCGAUGUGACUACGGACACGGCGGGCACGCACACUACAGUGCGUCUCGUGCACUACUCGACGGGCAACGCAUCGAGUCUGGUGCGUGUGCCCGGGACAGCGACGGUGACGCAAGGCAGCACCCUCGUGGGCACGUCUACGAGCCUCGCGUCCGUUCUAUCAGCCAACACGUACAUCCGCCUUGCCGGCGCGACAUACAUUGUGACCGCCCCGCCCUCGGCGUCCUCGAUCGUUCUCGACCGUCCGUUUGCGGGCCCAUCGUUUACGGGUAUUCCGAUGUACAUUGAGAGUCUCGGUGCCGGCAUCGAGCUCAAGGCAGUUGGCGCCGACAACGUGACAGCCGCUGCGGGAAUCGAAGCUGUGUUUGGCACCGAUGUGCCGACGCUCCGGCUCGCGACAGCGUCGUCCAACGCAACAAACGGCGGUCUCACGACUCGCGUCCACGUCUCGGUGAAAGGCGUGACCCUCGUGGGCGGCGCCAACACAAUUGCAACUGAAUUCGGCGGGCUCUCUCUCAAAGCGGCAAGCUUUGUCACGGUCCAAGCGGGGACGGACGAGGCAAGUGGAGCUGGUGGUGACGUCGCUAUGAACGCCGGAAUCAAAACGCGGCGUCCGUGUCGGGAGCUCUAUCGCUCAUGUCCGCCGACAACGGCGCGUCAUCUGGUGUCGUGA